AUGAGCAAUCACCGCCGGUGGUGGUGGUGCUCAAUAUCUCGGAUUCUUUGGCUGUUGGCGCUCAUCCCGGUUGCCGUGUCCGUGAUGUGCUUUUCGAAUACGGUUCGUAACUCUGUGGACGAGGAAUGCGGUCCGAAUGGAUACUGCUACACGCACAAUUCAUCGGGUCGCACUGGCACAUAUUACAGAAUAAUCCGAGGAUGUGAUCAUAGCUUCCUGUGCGAGACAAUGAUCAGCAAAAUAAAUGACAAACAAGACACAGACAAAAAAGGCUCGGAAAAGACGAUAUAUAACACUCUUUUUUGGUGCACAGAGGAUGUACGAAUACGUUUGGAGGACGAAGCGUUGGUGAACGGUGAGAUAUGCUGCUGCAAAGAGAGUUGGUGCAAUAAAAUGUUUGUCGACGAGAUGAAAAGUGACCUGGAGACAAUCCGUGAGCUGGACAAUGGAACGGCAAUCGAAUAUGAAAUUUUAAAAACAAUCGCCGCCAAAUAUGGCGUUAAAUAA
Gongylonema pulchrum is the source of this 507-nucleotide messenger RNA. The record is from the annotation of a GenBank genome assembly. NCBI's taxonomy places the organism in Eukaryota, Metazoa, Nematoda, Chromadorea, Rhabditida, Gongylonematidae.